This is a messenger RNA of Salvia splendens (bonfire salvia), 382 nucleotides long. Its product is annotated as protein PIN-LIKES 2. The transcript has a single exon. Gene Ontology annotation, biological process: endoplasmic reticulum to cytosol auxin transport. The record is from RefSeq and is a predicted model, not a curated record. NCBI's taxonomy places the organism in Eukaryota, Viridiplantae, Streptophyta, Magnoliopsida, Lamiales, Lamiaceae. The coding region runs from base 46 to 372 and encodes 108 amino acids.
CUGCCUCUUGCUAUAGUUGGUUCUGUUUGUCAUGAUGAGGAUAAUAUGUUUGGACACGACUGUAAGAAAAAGGGGGUGGCGUAUGUCUCCUUCGCCCAAUGUGUUUCCGUGAUUGUUGUUUACACCCUUGUGUAUCACAUGAUGGAGCCUCCGUUGGAGCAGUUUGAGACAGUCGAAUGGGGUGAGCAGCAGAAGUCAGUUGAGAUGAGUGGAUACCUAGUCGUGCAAGCUGAAUGGCCCGGUAUUGAUGUUGAUGGUGAUGGCAAUGAGAGCAGACAGGAAGCCGUUGGAUGUUUUGCAGCGAGGAAGAUGAGGAUCGUUGCUGAGCAAACGAUCCCCCUAUGCAGCAUAUACUUCAGCCACCAACAGUAGCUUCUCUGUU